UCGUCCUUGUACUUGAAGCAUCUGUAUGCAUCUUCACAUUUGUAGCCUAUCAGACAAGUGUAUUAAGGCAGCAUUCACAUACUUUACAUGUUGACCGUGAAGUUUUAGCAACAACCGUGCAACUGUGACUGUCAAUUCAGUAGUAAGUUGUGUAACACUACUCAGAAAGAGGAAUUACAUUUAGGCAUGAUCACACUUUCUACUACUUUCUCCAAAUAAAAUUUGAUUGCCAGGGAAUAUCUGUAACUUUGUCAUAAAACUGUUUACUCUGAUUCUAUUCUAUUUUUAAAAAAUGAAUCAUUGAGUCUUAUUUUUUCCAGUGACAAAAAAAAGCUAAUUUUUAAUCAUAAAAUAUUCAACAGGUUUUCCUGAAAUUUCCAUGUAACUAUUUUGAAGAAUUCAGAACUUACUUGUGAAUCAUGCUCCUUAUUAUUAUAUACAUGAUGACAAUUAACUGAUGCUAUAAGUUAAUUUUCCACCAAUUUAUUUUUGUAACCAUAAUGAUAAAAUUAAAAAUUUGUAUAUAAAUGUUUGUUACUUUAAAACCAUCAAACUCUCAUUUUAAAUGAUUUAAUUCCCGCAUCAGCUUUUCCCCGCAGUUAAGGGUUACCAGUCACAUAAUUUUUAAAUUUCCCCAAGAUUUACACUUACUCUUGUUGCCACUGAAGUAGUGUUGUAUUUCCAAAAUAGCAAUAAUUUUUCAAACAAAUUUAUCUAGACAGCUUUUUAGCUUAAAUUUCUUAUAUGUAUUCACAAUGAUCCAGUGUUCUGAAUUAUUAGCAAUUAUUGAUUCAAUGCCUUCAGUUAUUAUUCAUUCUGUUUUUUGAACGUAUAUUAAUCCAGCCUUCAUGAAUACAAAGACUCUGGGGGAGAUGUCAAAGUUAAAAAAAAAAAAAGAAGAAGAAGAAGAAGAAGAAGAAAAAUAUUUAAAUUCAUUACAUUAAAACACUUAGGUAAAUAAAAGUUUCUUGCCUCCCCACCCCUGUUUUAAAAAUGCUUGAAACCAGUUUUAUAUUGACAUUUUAUUUUUUAAAUAUGGAAGUACAAGGUAUGUCUUAACUUGUUUUACAGAAAAUAUUAUGUCCUUAAAUUAUUUCCUUUUUAGUUUGGAUUACAUCCCCUUAACUGACAUUUAGUAGCCAGCGUUUAUUGUCCAAGUAUAAAGAUCCAUAUGCUAUGUAUAUUCUAGUCAGUAUACGUAAAGAUGUAUUUAUAUGAGCAAGUGAAACAGACCAUUGUGUAGUUACAUAUAUCAUUGCAUGUCAUGAUAAAAGUAUACAUUUUGAAAUAAAUAAGAGAGAGAAAUUAGUUAGAUUGUUUCAGAACUCAGUGGCUAAUUGUAAGCAUGUUUUUUUCAUAUUCACUUUUCCCCAGGAGAGUUGACUUCUGGGUUGCUCUGAGGUCUUCUUGGAAUUCACCAACUCACUAUAAUUUUUGUACAUUCCCUAGGGCUCAGGAGAAGUGAAAGCCUAUCCGAAAAGCAGGUGAAAGAAGCAAAAUCUAAAUGCAAAAGCAUUGCCCUCCUUCUAACCGACGCCCCCAACCCCAACUCCAAGGGGGUGUUGAUGUUUAAGAAGCGUCGUAGGCGGGCCAAGAAAUACACCCUAGUCAGCUACGGCACCGGUGAGCUUGAGCGAGAGGCAGACGAGGAGGAAGAAGGAGACAAAGAAGACAACUGUGAAGUAGCAUUUCUGGGCACGAGUGAAUCAGAGGUGGAUGAAGAGUUAUUGUCUGACAUUGACGGCAGUGCACAAGUUGUGAACUUUGACUGGGAUUCUGGACUAGUGGACAUCGAGAAGAAACUGAACAGAGGGGACAAGAUGGAGAUGCUGCCAGACACCACGGGCAAGGGUGCCCUCAUGUUUGCCAAGAGGAGGGAGCGAAUGGAUCAAAUCACGGCCCAAAGAGAGGAGGAGAGGAUGGGAGGAGUGCCAGGCAGAGAGCCAGAUGCUGCCCAGACAGACAGCCUGAGAACCAUGGCUUCUUACCAGAGGAAGGAAGAAGAGUCUGUGAAAGUGCAGAGCUCAGUGAGCAGAAGCUACAUCGAGGUGAGCCAUGGUCUUGGCCAUGGGCCCCAACAGAAUGGCUUCAGUGGGGUGUCCGAAACGGCAGAGGCCCAGAGGACGGUUCCUAUGAACAGAACAGCCAAACCCUUCCCGGGGUCUGUGAGCCAGCCUGCAGCCCCCUUCUCCCCAACCCGGAAUAUGACGAGUCCCAUCGCGGACUUCCCUGCGCCUCCACCUUAUUCUGCGGUCACACCUCCACCUGAGGGCUUCCCCAGAGCAGUGUCGAGUCCCACAGCUGGCCCAGCGCAGCCUCCUCCGUGGCCCCAGCCUGCCCCGUGGUCCCAGCCAGCCUUUUACGAUUCAUCUGAGCGGAUAGCUUCCCGGGAUGAAAGGAUCGCUGUGCCUGCAAAAAGAACCGGAAUAUUGCAGGAGGCCAAAAGGAGGAGCACGACAAAACCCAUGUUCACUUUUAAAGAGCCCAAGGUGAACCCGAAUCCUGAACUCUUGUCACUUCUUCAAAAUUCAGAAGGCAAAAAGGGAGCUGGAGCUGGAGGCGAUUCCGGACCCGAAGAAGACUACCUCAGUUUAGGAGCAGAGGCUUGUAAUUUCAUGCAGAGCUCCUCUGCCAAACAAAAGACUCCGCCUCCUGUCGCUCCGAAACCUGCAGUCAAGUCCUCGUCCUCCCAACCAGUAACUCCAGUUUCUCCGGUCUGGUCCCCAGGAAUGGCUCCAAGCCAACCUCCUGCCUUCCCCACGUCCAACCCAUCACAGGGCACCGUUGUCUCCUCCAUCAAAAUAGCCCAGCCUUCCUACGCUCCUGCCCGGCCCGCGAGUGCUCUGACCCUGGCUGGUCCCUUCAAAGGACCACAGGCAGCAGUGGCCAGUCCGAACUACACACCGAAGCCAACGGCUCCCGCACCGACAGUAAACGCCGCUCAUGCUGGUGCAGUGGGACCAUCCAAUGAGCUUCCGGGAAUGAGCGGGAAAGGAGCCCAGCUCUUUGCUAAAAGGCAGUCGAGGAUGGAGAAGUACGUGGUGGAUUCAGACACCGUGCAGGCCCAUGCGGCUCGCGCCCAGUCUCCCACUCCCUCUCUACCGGCCGGAUGGAAGUACUCCUCCAACGUCCGAGCACCUCCUCCUGUGGCCUACAAUCCUAUCCACUCCCCCUCCUACCCUCUGGCCGCUGUCAAGUCUCAGUCAUCAGCCCCACAGGCCUCCAAGACAAGCAAGAAAAAGGGCAAAAAACCCCUCAAUGCUUUGGACGUCAUGAAGCACCAACCAUACCAGCUAAAUGCAUCCUUGUUUACUUUCCAACCUCCAGAUGCAAAGGAUGGCCUCCUCCAAAAGUCAUCCAUCAAGGUCAAUUCGAUGCCAGCCAUGAAGCAAGCUCUUCCUCCCCGGCCAGUGAAUGCUGGCUCGCCCACUAAUGCGCAGGCCUCAUCUGUGUACUCGGUCCCAGCAUAUAGCUCUCAGCAUCCCUUCUUUGCAGAGGCCACCUCGCCUGUCAGUGCGUCGCCAGUGCCCGUGGGCAUUCCCACCUCUCCAAAGCAAGAAUCAGCCUCUACAUCUUAUUUUGUGGCACCAAGGCCGAAGUUCUCAGCCAAGAAAAGUGGUGUCACAGUUCAGGAGAUUGGACACUCCCUUUCUCUUCCUGGAAGACCAGUCCCACCCACCAUCUCCACAACAUCUCCUUGGAUAUACCAGCCUGCUUAUAGCUACUCUAGCAAACCAACUGAUGGGCUAGAGAAAGCAAACAAGAGACUAACUCCUUGGGAAGCAGCAGCAAAGUCUCCUCUUGGUCUAGUGGAUGAUGCCUUUAAGCCCAGAAACAUCCAAGAAUCCAUUGUGGCAAAUGUGGUCUCAGCAGCUCGGAGGAAGGUGCUUCCAGGGCCAUCAGAUGAUUGGAAUAAGAGACUGUCCUGUGUUCCUCAAGCCCAGAAGGCCAGUAUGGGCUCAUUCGCAAGGCAAGAGUAUAAUGUUGCAUCCUUACCUGAUAAUAAUAUGCCCACCAACUCCCAAUAUGGUUCACAGGUCUCAUAUGCAUAUUAUAGGCAGCCUUCCAGAAAUGAUUCUGAAAUAAUGUCCAUGGAAACUAGGUCAGAUUACUGUCUUUCAAUAGCUGAUUACAACUACAACCCACACCCAAGGGGAUGGAGACGCUAAACAUGAAGCUUAGAAGAACUAUCAUGUGUCAUCUGUAAUAGUAGUUUUUAAAUGUUCCUUUGUAGGACUUUUCACUUUUCCAGUAGAUUUAGAUGCACUUUUGGUCUUGGCUUGUUCUCAGAAGUCAUUUUUUUGAGUUUGUGUGUCUGUGUGUGUGUGUGUGUGUGUGUGUGUAUGCACAUGUGAGUGAUCUCUUCCUUGCACAUGUGAGUCUGCUCAUGAUAGAGAAUUUCUUAGAGGAAAAAGUUAAUUUUCUGCCUUGAUGUGCUGGCAGGUAUAUCUAAUUCAUAAUCUUUAUUAUCUUUAUUCCAUUUAUUCCAUUAAUAUGGCGUAGUCUAAGCAACUAAACACUGCUCAAUGAAAGCGAAAUUGUGUAUAUUCCCCUAUGUGUCUUAGACCAGGAAGGAAUUAAUGAAAUAUGAUGUACUAAUUGUCAUUAGCAGUAAUAGCAAGGAAUAUAAUGUUGGAGAAGUUUUCAAUGAGAGCAUGCCAUUGAAUGAUAAUUAUUUUUAAAAAGGAUUUCCUUGAUGUUAUUUUCAGAAGUUCUCUGAAACAUUUUCAAAAAUCCAAUGAAACUGGAUUUUUUUUAGAUUUGAAAUAUGGGUGUUCUCAGAAAGAAAGAAAUAUUUAAGAGUAAGAUAACUAUACAACUCAGAAGGACUUUUGAGGCAAAUUGUGUAAUGUAUGGGGAAUAGAAAGACUUGAGUAGAGAAUUUAUUUUUAAUCUAUUUAAAGCCAGCAGCCCAAGACCAGAAUAGACUCUGGGUUCAGGUAUCCUCAUUUGUCAGAUGGAAGAUCAGAUUAUUUAAUCUCUUAUAUCUUUCACAGACCUGAUAUUCUGGGAUUCUCUCAUUGGUAGAAUGGCCUUUGGUGCAUUAUUCAGUUUUGAUGUUCAUUAUAUAAAUAUAGGAUUAAUUUAGGAGUGGGUUAGCUCAUCAGUGUCACUACAUGUAUAAUUAAAGGUCCAAAAGGAAUUGUUGGGAGACUGGUUUUGUGCUACGUGUUACAUGGAGUGAGGGUUGAUGUGAAGAAAAAAACUAUUAAUGGAUUUAAGGAAGUGGUAGAUGGAUGUGUCUGUUAUUAUGCAACUGUAGGUCAUGACCAUUUAUUUAGUUAAAGAAAACAUGCCGCAGGAGCCUAUGCAACAAGUAGUGUUUCUUUAGAAGGCCAUCAUUAGGAUGUUCAAAGGAAGCUGAACAGCUGCUUGGUCAAUUUCAUGACCCAUGCCUUGUUAGCACGACCAUGAGACAAUCAAACACCUGCUCCUUACUGCCAGAUCCACAAAGUAUUCGGUACAAGGAAAUUCAAAGCAUUUGACAUCAUAAACAAGAAUCGAGAGGAUUUUAAAAUAAAAAAAAACACUUUGAGUAUUCAAAACUUUGUUAGAUUUUUAAAUGUGAUUAUUUUGCUUUGUUUGACCUUUUAGCUCUUGAACUUAUCAUUAUAAUGGUGUCUUUCACAGAAUAAAACUUAAAAAAGAAAAAAAUUUCCAGUCUAUUAAGUGAUUCCUUAUCUUGGAAAUAGAAGAUUAAAAGUUUGAAGAAAUUAUAAGUUCUUUUAUUGAUGGAUCCAACCAGGUACUAAUUUGUUUAGUUAAAAAGAAAAGAUAAAUACUUUCUAACAUUAUAGUGCUAAAUUUUCUUAAAUUUAUAUGCUGUUAAUUCUCUCAAACUAUAAAAUAUAAUUAUAGACUCCUAAGACUUUCUAUGGCAUCCUACAAAAUAAUGCCUGGUAUAUUAGUCAGCAAAUUCUCAGGAAUCCCCCACGUUAAAGUCUUAUUUGCUUCAAACUUAAUUAUUUUGGCUGAAUCAUUCUAGAUGUCACUGUCUUAAUCUAAGGGUCAUUUAGCAGAAAACACUGCCUGACAGGAUCAGAUCCUAUAUUGUUGCUUUCUUUUAUAAAUGCUAGAAGUGAUUUCCAUUACUCCUAAGAUUUAAUAUACUCCAACUCCAGAAACUAAUAUACAUUAUAUUAUUCACUAAAACUUCCACUGGACUCAAAAUAAAAAACAGAUAUUUUAAACUUAAAUAUUAUUAUAAUAAAACAGCCAUUUCCCUUUUUUCAUGUGCUAGAUCAAAAUUAUCAUUUGUUUGAAGCUAUCUGAAUUUAUUGUAGACAUCAAGAGAAAAGCAAUACAUGGCAGGAAAGUUGUACAGUCUUCGCUCACAAAGAAAUGAACAUCUCCUAUUCUUAUUAGAAAUUGAUGUUUCAAGAAGUCACACUUUGCAGAUAGAAUUCUGCAAAGCAAAAGUGCCAAUGUCAAAUCAUCACAAAACGUAUUGUGGGUAUUUAUCUCCAGGUUACUUAAAAAGAAGUAGUUAGAUUGCAAGCUGAUGUGUGAGACGGGAGACCUGCCACGCUGAGAUCUGAUUCCUAUGAGUAAGAAACCUUGAAUCUAUAUGAUAAAAACAGCAUUUUUAGAAGAGCUCUUGCUUAUAAAUAUAUACCACAUUUGUUAAGACAGUUUUCUACUACUAGCAAUCACAUAGGUAGACAGAGUUCCUGUUUUACCAUGGAUUAAAAAGCAUGCCCUAAAAUAUUACAGUAUGUCAGUCAUAGGGACACUAAUUUUUCACCUUUUCUCCAUCUUGAGUUUAAAUACCACAUCACUGCAUGUGUGUGAAGUGUCUGCUAUUAAAAUGAUUUAGAUUUUGUCUAGUAUCUUGAAUUUGAAAAACGCAUGGAUUCUAGUCCACUUAUUUCUGAAUAUAUCUCUUUUAUGUUCUGGCACCAUCACUCACAUUGGAAGAGGCCACCCUGUUAGGGCUCAAGCAUAUAUAUGUACUAAUGAAUUGAAACUUUGGAUAAAAUAUUGUAUCAAAUAGGCUUAGCUAUUAUAAUUAGAGAGGAACUGUAGAAAUAUUCAUUUUUUAAGAGAAAGUAGAUUUUCACAUUUGAUUUCUAUUCAGAGUAGAAGUAUCUACACUGUCCACACUUUUCUAUUAAAACUGACUAGGUUUUCCUACUAAUUAGAUUGAUAUUUCCAACUGUGUUUAUCCCAAAAGACUGUAUUUGAAAGCUACAUACUGAAAAUCAAAAUUGUAUUAGUAAUAAAAAAUAACUUGAAAAUCAA
Messenger RNA from Panthera uncia (snow leopard), 7242 nucleotides. RefSeq names its product synaptopodin 2 (gene SYNPO2). Gene Ontology annotation, cellular component: actin cytoskeleton; stress fiber; Z disc. Bases 1566 to 4169 code for a protein of 867 amino acids. The transcript has 2 exons. NCBI's taxonomy places the organism in Eukaryota, Metazoa, Chordata, Mammalia, Carnivora, Felidae. Gene Ontology annotation, molecular function: actin binding. Gene Ontology annotation, biological process: positive regulation of actin filament bundle assembly. The record is from RefSeq and is a predicted model, not a curated record.